GUAGCAUGCCUUUUAUAAAACAAUUUCAGAAACUGCUAGAAAUUUAGGAAACCCUGGCUUACUGCAACUGAACCGAAUUUCAACCACUCGCUGUCCAACACUGGUCCGAACAAAAACAAUUCAAGACGUUCGGAAAAAAGAAUUUUGUUUUGGGAGUUUUUCAGCUGGGUCUGUUUUUGCGAUCCUUCGGCAUGGCCUGGCGUUCGGUGGGAACCAGCAACCAGGAUCUCAUCCGGCAAUUAAAGGAGAACGGCGUAAUUGCAAGUGAUGCAGUGGCCAAUGCGAUGGCAGCGACGGACCGCAAACAUUACUCUCCCCGGAACCCCUAUAUGGAUGCUCCCCAGCCCAUUGGCGGAGGUGUCACCAUCAGUGCUCCUCACAUGCACGCUUUUGCGUUGGAAUACCUGCGCGAUCACCUCAAGCCGGGCGCCCAUGUCCUGGACGUUGGCUCCGGGUCUGGAUACCUAACAGCUUGCUUCUAUCGCUUUAUUAAGGCGAAGGGCACACAUGAAGACACCCGGAUUGUGGGUAUAGAACACCAGGCGGAUUUGGUGAAAAUGAGCAAAGCCAAUCUGAACGCGGACGAUCGGGAGAUUCUCAGCUGCGGCCAGCUUGAGAUUGUACAGGGUGACGGGCGCAAGGGAUUCCCGACCAGUGCCCCCUACAAUGCCAUUCACGUGGGCGCAGCUGCACCGGACACCCCCACCGAGCUGAUCAACCAGCUGGCCAAUGGCGGUCGCCUCAUCGUACCCGUGGGUCCCGACGGUGGUUCACAGUACAUGCAACAGUACGACAAGGACUCAAAUGGCAAGGUACAGAUGACCCGACUCAUGGGCGUGAUGUACGUUCCUCUAACGGAUCUCCGCUCCUGACUGCACCGGGCUAUCAAGGCGCUGGUUGUGGUGCUUCUGCUCGGUUUAGUCCUCUAUCGAUGCUGGGCCUACUACCGCUAAUAAUUAGUAUUAUUAAUACCCAAAUAGCCACAAAAUUUAUGUGCUUCAUAUCGCAUUGAUUUUAAUUAAAAUUAUUUCCUGAACAUCCACAA
Drosophila bipectinata is the source of this 1045-nucleotide messenger RNA. RefSeq names its product Protein-L-isoaspartate (D-aspartate) O-methyltransferase (gene Pcmt). NCBI's taxonomy places the organism in Eukaryota, Metazoa, Arthropoda, Insecta, Diptera, Drosophilidae. Gene Ontology annotation, cellular component: cytoplasm. Gene Ontology annotation, molecular function: protein-L-isoaspartate (D-aspartate) O-methyltransferase activity. Gene Ontology annotation, biological process: protein modification process. The record is from RefSeq and is a predicted model, not a curated record.